Phytophthora sojae is the source of this 1866-nucleotide messenger RNA. RefSeq lists its product as hypothetical. Lineage: Eukaryota; Oomycota; Peronosporomycetes; Peronosporales; Peronosporaceae. The transcript has a single exon. The record is from RefSeq and is a predicted model, not a curated record. The annotation marks the transcript as partial.
CUAGCUUGACGUGGGAGUACUUGGUGACGCUAAUCGAUCGCUGUCUAUGAGCAGAUGACGGUAGCGAUGAAUCCGAGUCUGAGGAGGAGGUGCGCUCGAAGCGACGAACGGCGUCGUCGAAGCGCAAGGCUGCUGCGAAGAAGAAAGAGGUGCGUUGCAUCGGAUUCUCUUGUUGUCUGAGUUUGUUACAGCAUGGUAAUUAACAAAUGUUGGGUGCUUACAGGAACCGGAGAGCAAGCCUGCAGCGAAGGCGCCCUCUGCAGAACCGUCACUACUGGAUAGCGACUUCUUCGGCACCCCUGCACCAGGUAUGCAUUGCGCUUCCUCUACCAACACAUCGAUCUAGACGAGCUAACGAUCAUUUUUUCCCCUAACUGCUCCCGCAGCGAACACUUUCGACCCGUUUGCGCCGGCUCCUGCCGCCCCCGUGGCGGCGGCCCCACAGACCGCUUCGUUUGCUGCAUUUGGCAACGCGGCACCUGCGCCUCAGCAGUCGUUUAACGCUUUUGGUGCAGCCCAGCCGCAGCAACAGCAAUCGUCCUUUGACGCAUUCGGCAGUGCUGCUGCUCCAGCUCAAGGAAACGCCCAACAGUUUUCUGCUUUCCCCGCCCCGCCGGCGCAGCAGGGUUUCAAUGCGUUCGGUCAGCAAGGCAACGCUGCGGCUCCUCCGGCCCCCGCUUUCAACCAGCAGCAGCAGUUCGGUCAGUUCGGCGGAAUGCAGGGAGGUAUGCAGCAGCAGCCUAUGCAAGGUGGCAUGAACAUGCAGGGCCAAGCUCCGAGUCGGACCACUUCCAACCCUGGUCCCAGUCAGUCCCGAACGAACUCUGGCCCGCAGCCUGAGAAGAAGAGCAACGAUGCGUGGGGAGCUGGAUCGUCUCUCUUCGAUCUCAACAACCUGGCAAGUUCUACUGGCAGCAACAACAGCAACGCAGGACGCCCGGGCCAGCAGCAGCAACAGCAGUCUAAUGCAGGCCGCAACAGCUUCAGCGGGUUGGACACCCUCGCUGGUAUGCCCAGCAAGCCUGGAAUGGGAGGUGCUGGCGGCAUGAACUCCAUGGGCGGUGGCAUGGGUGGAAUGAACUACGGAAUGGGCCAGCCGGGCAUGCAGCAGCAGUCGUACGGCCAAAUGCAAAUGGGCGCCGGUGGUAUGCCCAUCAUGGGCAUGCAGCAGCCUCGCCCGAUGAUGGGAGGUAUGGGCAUGCAGCAACCGGGCAUGGGAAUGCAGCAGCCUGGUAUGGGUGGCAUGAUGAACCAAGGUGGCUUCGGCAACAUGGCAGCGAUGCAGCAGCAACAACAGCAGCAGCAGCAGGCGUUCAGCUCGUUUGGCAAUUUUAGUUGAAGAGAGGAGAGAGGGGACCAACCACUUUGGUUGUUAAUUAGCGCUACAGCCUCGACGCAUGAAGACAGUGUCCAGCACAUGGUGAAAACGAGAGUGACACUACAGUAGACGAAGAUACUUCAACUGCGAAGAAGCGUCGGUAGCUCGGCAGAAUGGCUGAUGUGCAUGUGCGAGAACUGAAGCGUGGAUAGCUCUCAAGCUUUGUUUGAUACCUUUUUCCUUUGCGUCAAGUCGACUUUGUGUCAACUGACUACAGACCAGCAACACCUGCAGGACAAUGUAGCCUGCAGCAAGAAACCCCCACAAUGAUCAUUGGCGCUUUGUGUAGAAUCCAAAACGCCUCAAUUGACAUCCUUCCCUCUGCUGGGACACUCGCACUAACACUAACUGCUUCUCCCCUUAUGUCUUCCUCAAAGAUACGGGGCUCGACCGCAAUCUCUGCAGGCCGCGCGAACUACCGCUUCAUCGGCGGUGGAAUCUUUCUCGCUAUGGCUCACCGCUGAGCUCAACAACAGCCAGGAGAUAGC